Ctenopharyngodon idella (grass carp) is the source of this 4606-nucleotide messenger RNA. RefSeq names its product nuclear receptor subfamily 1, group I, member 2 (gene nr1i2). Bases 3037 to 4329 code for a protein of 430 amino acids. The transcript has 9 exons. NCBI's taxonomy places the organism in Eukaryota, Metazoa, Chordata, Actinopteri, Cypriniformes, Xenocyprididae. The record is from RefSeq and is a predicted model, not a curated record. Gene Ontology annotation, biological process: positive regulation of transcription by RNA polymerase II; negative regulation of transcription by RNA polymerase II; cell differentiation. Gene Ontology annotation, molecular function: zinc ion binding; RNA polymerase II cis-regulatory region sequence-specific DNA binding; nuclear receptor activity.
UUGAAAUAUUUUUUUACUCCGUUCUCAUAUUUUUUUCCAUCAACUUGUCCCUUUAGGGACUCCAUAGAAUGUGUAAUUUUCCUUUCCAAACAUAGUACUCGGCUUCGGGCACAUCACUAGUUGUUAGUUAGAAGAUUGAUAAGUCAUAGCAUGACCUCAUAGCUGAAUAAAGAACAAAUUUAAAAAUGCAGUCUUGCAGGAAAGUGGUGUAGCUUGUAUGAUUUUACAUUUUGGAUUUAUUAUUAUUUGUUAUGUGUUGAAUUUUUUUUUUUUUUUAAAGGUGCAGCAGAGCGUGAUGUCAUAUCACAACCGUUGCAGUGUCCGAAGAGAUUCUGCAUGCUCAAACUGUACUUCGCUUACUUCGGUUUUUACAAGUGCACGAGGGUCUGCGUAUAGUGAGUGUGAAAAUUUCGCACAGACUAUCAAAUGGAGUAUAUAUUGAAAGGCUAUGCAUUCGACUGUACACAUACGCUAGCGUUUGCAUAAAAAAAAAGUACACUUUGGGCUUUAAGCACAGACAUUUAAAUAGCGCAGUGUCUAUUUACACUAAGUGCAAAUAGUGUCCCUUGUUCGCAAAUGCUAUUUACACUAGCUCCGCCCACCAAUGCCUGGUUGGGCCACUCAAGUUUUAAAAAAGAUGCGCGGAAUUCAACAUCUUCAAAAGGCGCAGCAGUAGCGAAUAAGACUCGCAGACCUGGCUUUUAAUGCGAAUGACGCAGGUUCGAAUCCGCCUUUUGCCGAGAUCGCACUUAUUUUCAAAAUUGAAAAUGAUGUUCUAAAAGUGGAAAUAAACUGUGAACGAGUGUUUAAUAAUAUUAAAAGUGUUUAUUGGGUAGGUCUAGGGGAAGGUGUAGGGAGGAUUUUUAUUCUCCCAAUAAGGCAGGAUCUAUUUAAUAAUUUUAGUAUAAUCAUUUACACUCUAUGAUAUUAUUGCAUCUUGUUAAUGUACAAAAAUACUGAGUUGCAAAUAGUAUGUGCCAAUAUAAAGUAGCAUCUAAUUACUAUUAAUCUUAUUGCAAGGAACUGAUACUUUUACAUGGUGUAAAUAGAAUCUAUCGCUAUUUUCAACUAGUGUAAAUAGCAUAUCGCUAAGAAAAUGCUGCUAUUGUCACUUAGUGUAAAUAGCAUCUUAAACCAUGUUACCUUGAUAAAUUUAAGAUAAGAAUUGUUGAUUUGUUCCAAAAUUGAUUUUGACAAUGCAGAAGGUGGUGGAGUAAACAGUGUUCUUAAUCUCUAGGGAAAGUGAAUAGUGAAAGGGAGGAGGCAUUGCUAAUGUAGGGAUUGAGUAGAUAAGAAGAAGGGUAAUUGGAGCUGCGGGGGGAGGAAAACGAACCUGUGCUCAUUUUGAAUAAAGGCACAGGAAAACGCUCUCUGAAAAUGGCACAUUACUUAACCAACAGGUUAUUGCUCUUUGGACCCAGAGAAUGAACUAAUGCUGACCUCACGGAGUUCAGCUGCAUGAAUUGUUAGCAUUAAGGUUUUAGGAUCACGUCCUUAAACACUUCAGCCUCUACCAGUCUCUGUAAAAUAGGUCACUAUUCUGUCUAGUGACCUUCAUUUGGUCAUUUUUGCGCUUGAAAAAAAAAAAAAAAAAAAAAAAAAAAAAAAACAACAUGAGGUGCUGUAGUCAAGGUAAAUGUUAAGCUGUGAUAUCAGUUAGAUAAUAGUUAAGGAUUAAUAAUUACAGUUUUACAGAUUGCUUAGCCCAGCUUAAAAAAAAAUAAUAAUAAUUUCUAAGAACAUUUUUCUAACAAUUUUAUUAAGUUAUGAAAAUGUUAUUUUGAUCUCUGGAUGUUCAAAACGUCCUGUUUUUGUUUUAAAUGUUUUUUUUUUAGUUUUUUGUUUGUUUGUUUGUUUGUUUGUCCAUUUCAAAAUAUUAUGGGAAUAUUACUUUUGAAUGUUUUCUGAACAUUCUGAAAGAAGUAGUAACAUUUAUAAAAAAAAAAUAAAAAAAAAAAAUAGACAAAUGUCCAACUAAAACAUUUCAGGUAAAAACAUUCCAUGACUAAUAAUAUUUUUGUGCUAAUGUUUUAAAAACAUUAAAAACCAGAUAACUUCGAAUGAACAUUGUAUCAACAUUCCUAGAACAACAUUUGUUCAUAAACAUGCCAGAAGUUUCUGAAAAUGGCCCCUGUUAGCUGGUAGUUCACCCAAAAAGAAAAUGUUGUCAUUUAUUUACAAGGCAGUUCUUUUAUUGUUUUCUCCCUUGAAUUAAUUGAUUCUGUUUGCAUAAUUAUUAAGUUUGGAGUGUAAAGUUUAAGGGCGGGUAAGAAUUUUUAAUGUUUUUAAAAGAAGCCUAUUAUGAUUAAUUAAUACAAUAACUGUUUUCUACUGUAAUAUAUUUUUAAAUGUUAUUUAUUUCUGUGGUGAAAAGCUGAAUUUCAGCAUCAUUACUCCAGUCUUCAGUGUCACAUGAUCCUUCAGAAAUCAUUCUAAUAAGGUGAUUUUCUGCUUAAGAAAGAACAUUUAUUUAUUAUAAAUGUCUUUUUCUACUUAUUUGUAAUUCGCUAGGACAAAAGCCUCUGUUAAAUGAAUAAAUUGAUUACACCAAAGUCUUUGAUUUGACAGUUAAAAUUAAAUUAGGAAUUAUUUAUUCAGAUUAAAUUAAAAUGAUUAAAUCAGCUUUUUGUAAUAACAAAUUGGCUAUUUUAUUCAUCAUGAUAAAAAUAUGAUAUAGUAAAAAACGAAAUAAUAAUAAUAAGAAGAACCAGAAGAGUGCAUUUUGUUAUUAGACACUAAUUCUGAUCACUUUUUUUUUUUUUUUUUUUUUGAAUCUGUAAUCAGACAUGAACCUUCACCCGACCCUGAAUAACUAUAUAGACUAUUAUUCUGCAGGCACUUCAGUAUUAUAUGGCUAAUAGCGAGGGAGUCUGACUUGACCAAUGAUUAGUGGUCCCAUGUGGAUACCAUGGCAACACGUAAUUUCAGCUUUCUUUGGCAUGGUGUGUGUGCAUGCGCUGUGUUCUUUCGAUAGCUUAUUUAGGAUAAAGGUCUUGGCCUGGAGGACGCACUCCAGAUUUCUGCGUUUCAUGGAUCAUGCAAAGGUGCUUACUUCAGCUCAGGAUGAGUAAAGAAAUGGAGGAGCUUUCUCCCCUGGGCGACUCGGGGCACGGUGAUGGGUCUGAGGAAGAAACAGAGGAAGAUGAUGAGCCCAAAAUUUGUCAAGUAUGCGGUGACAAAUCCACAGGUUACCACUUUAACGCCAUGACCUGUGAGGGCUGCAAAGGCUUUUUUAGGCGUGCCAUGAAGCGACCCGCACAGCUCUGCUGCCCGUUUCAGAAUGCCUGCGUCAUCACCAAGAGCAACAGGAGACAGUGCCAAUCCUGCCGUCUCCAGAAAUGCCUCUCAAUAGGCAUGAAGAGAGAGCUGAUCAUGUCGGAUGAGGCCGUGGAGAAGCGCAGGAUGCAGAUCAGGAGGAAGAGGAUGCAGGAGGAGCCUGUAAUGCUCUCCCCUCAACAGGAAGCUGUCAUACAGGAGCUGGUCGCCGCACAUCGAAAGACCUUCGACAUGACUUGCACCCAAUUCAUUCAGUUUCGGCCUUUAGAUCGGGAUAAAAAAUCCAUGCUUGAAAACAGUCGAGAACCAAGAAGCGGCAGGUCUUACACAAUCAUGGAUAAACCACCGCCUGAAGAGGCAAUGCAGCGGACCAUCAGCUUUGCCUCCGUCUCAUCCCCUUCCUCCAGCUUUCAGAGUCUUGAAAGUAAAGAGAGGAAGUGGCUUAAAAGUGCCAUUUUCACCUCUCUGCCACAUUUUGCAGACCUCACCACAUACAUGAUUAAGAACAUAAUUAACUUCAGCAAGACACUUCCAAUGUUCAGGGCUCUGAUCAUCGAGGACCAGAUCUCGCUGCUGAAAGGCGCCACCUUUGAGAUCAUUCUGAUUCACUUCAACAUGUUCUUUAAUGAGGUGACAGGCAUUUGGGAGUGUGGCCCGCUGCAGUACUGCCUGGAUGAUGCCAUGCGAGCUGGUUUUCAGCGCCAUCUGCUGGACCCUCUGAUGAAUUUCCAUUACACACUGCGCAAGCUGCACUUGCAUGAGGAGGAGUAUGUGCUGAUGCAAGCCAUCUCGCUCUUCUCACCAGAUCGCCCUGGUGUGACUCAUCACAAUGAGAUCGACCGUAACCAGGAAACACUAGCUGUCACCCUGAAGACGUACAUCGAGGCCAAGAGGGCUGAGCCAGAGAAACAUCUGCUGUACCCGAAGAUCAUUGCGUGCCUGACUGAGAUGAGGACAAUGAAUGAAGAGUACACAAAACAGGUGCUGAAAAUCCAGGACAUUCAGCCUGAUGUGUCUCCACUUUUGUUGGAAAUAAUAAGCAAAGACGGCUAAGUUUGCACAGAGCAAAUGAGACUGCACCAACAGGCCUUGAACACCCUAUCGGUGACCUUCAUCCGAGGCCACUAAACAUUGAAAGACUAGAAAGGACAAGGACGGUGCCUACAGAUAAUGAACUACUGAACAGCAGCACACAGCAAUUGUGAAAUUGUACUUUUAUAAUUGGUGAAUUGUUUCUAAAUGUAAUGUAAUUGUGUUUGAGUUUUACUGAAAGGCAAUCUUUUUUCGGAAUCUUAUCACUAAAGAACAAUUUCUAUGGUUCAUAAGCAGA